CAACAUGAUCGACGGCUGAGUAUGAGGGAUCGAAGAGCUGAUGGGGUUGACCCAACGACGUGUUUUGUCUGUUUAUCGGGAAACGAAGAUGACCAAACAAGCCCUAUCUCCGAUUACACAUACAAUCAAAAGAAGAUCAAGACAAAACAGAAGGCAUUGCGAAUUUUAAUUGAUCGCUCUCUCUCUCUCUCUGUUCACACAUCUCUCCCAAAGUAGGUAGAAGAAGAUGGGGACGACAUUAGAUGUGUCAAGAGCAGAGCUAGCACUUGUGGUAAUGUAUUUGAACAAAGCAGAGGCAAGGGAUAAGUUAUGCAGAGCGAUACAGUAUGGUUCCAAGUUCUUGAGUGGUGGACAACCUGGUACUGCUCAAAAUGUUGACAAAUCUACUAGCUUAGCCAGAAAAGUCUUUCGUCUUUUCAAGUUUGUGAAUGACUUGCAUGGUCUCAUCAGUCCUGUGCCUAAAGGGACUCCUCUUCCUCUUGUUUUACUUGGAAAGUCGAAAAACGCACUUUUAUCUACAUUCUUGUUCCUGGAUCAAAUUGUCUGGCUUGGGAGAUCAGGAAUAUAUAAGAACAAAGAACGAGCUGAGUUACUUGGACGUAUAUCUCUUUUCUGCUGGAUGGGAUCUUCUGUAUGUACAACUUUAGUCGAGGUUGGUGAGAUUGGAAGGCUUUCUUCAUCAAUGAAGAAGAUCGAAAAGGGACUCAAGCAUGGAAACAAGUAUCAAGAUGAGGAAUAUCGUGCUAAGCUAAAACAAUCAAACGAGAGGUCACUUGCUUUGAUCAAAUCGGCUAUGGACAUUGUUGUAGCAGCUGGUCUUCUUCAGUUAGCUCCAAAGAAGAUCACUCCUCGUGUCACCGGAGCUUUUGGAUUCAUCACCUCCAUCAUUUCUUGUUACCAGUUGCUUCCGACACGCCCCAAGAUCAAAACACCCUGAAGUCGAUCGAGGAAGCUGGUGUUAAGGAGAAAGUCAUUUCAGAAAGUUAUGUUGGUCUUUUAUUAAGGAAAUUUGCUGCUGUUAUAAAACAUCGUAUAAAAUACUUUGCAGGAAUGAUGAUUAUAAUAAUUAUGUUUAUGCCUCAGAUUCUUGAUACACAAGUUUUAAUAGUAUUGCAUUAUUAUGA
Messenger RNA from Arabidopsis lyrata subsp. lyrata, 1124 nucleotides. Its product is annotated as peroxisomal membrane protein 11D. Gene Ontology annotation, biological process: peroxisome fission; regulation of peroxisome size. Lineage: Eukaryota; Viridiplantae; Streptophyta; Magnoliopsida; Brassicales; Brassicaceae. Gene Ontology annotation, cellular component: peroxisomal membrane. The record is from RefSeq and is a predicted model, not a curated record. The transcript has 8 exons. The coding region runs from base 227 to 937 and encodes 236 amino acids.